This is a messenger RNA of Mesoplodon densirostris (Blainville's beaked whale), 3738 nucleotides long. RefSeq names its product alpha-L-iduronidase (gene IDUA). Gene Ontology annotation, molecular function: L-iduronidase activity. Gene Ontology annotation, biological process: carbohydrate metabolic process. Lineage: Eukaryota; Metazoa; Chordata; Mammalia; Artiodactyla; Ziphiidae. The record is from RefSeq and is a predicted model, not a curated record. The transcript has 13 exons. The coding region runs from base 113 to 2104 and encodes 663 amino acids.
GGAACCGGCGGGCGGGGCGCGGACCUCGGCUCCCGGAGCGCGGAGGGUCGGGUGAGUCUCCCGGGAUUGGGGUGCUCCCGUGCCCGGGGCUUGCGUCCCCCGCGCCCCCGCCAUGCGCCCACCUCGGCCCCGCGCCGCGCUGCUCGCGCUCCAGGUCGUGUCCCUUGCGGCCGCCGAGGCUCCGCACCUGGUGCGCGUGGACGCGGCCCGCGCGAUGCGUCCCCUGCAGCCCUUCUGGAGGAGCACCGGCUUCUGUCCCCCACUGCCGCACAGCCAGGCUGACCGGUAUGACCUCAGCUGGGACCAGCAGCUCAACCUGGCCUACGUGGGUGCCGUCCCUCAUGGUGGCAUCGAACAGGUUCGGACCCACUGGCUGCUGGACCUCAUCACGGCCAGGGGGUCAGCCAGGCACGGCCUGAGCUACAACUUCACCCACCUGGACCGGUACCUGGACCUUCUCAGGGAGAAUCAGCUCUUCCCAGGCUUUGAGCUGAUGGGAAGCCCCUCCGGACGCUUCACUGACUUUGAGGACAAGCAGCAGGUGUUCGAGUGGAAGAACCUGGUCUCCCUCCUGGCCAGGAGAUACAUCGGUAGGUACGGCCUCAAGCACGUUUCCAAGUGGAAUUUUGAGACGUGGAAUGAGCCGGACCACCAUGACUUUGACAACGUGUCCAUGACCUUGCAAGGCUUCUUGAACUACUACGACGCCUGCUCCGAGGGUCUGCGAGCCGCCAGCUCGGCUCUGCGCCUGGGCGGCCCCGGAGACUCCUUCCACCCGCUGCCGCGCUCCCCGCUCUGCUGGGGCCUCCUGGGGCACUGCCACAACGGCACCAACUUCUUCACCGGGGAGGUGGGCGUGAGGCUGGACUACAUCGCCCUCCACAAGAAGGGCGCGGGCAGCUCCAUCUACAUUCUGGAGCAGGAGGCGGCGGUCGUGCGGCAGAUACAGCGGCUCUUCCCGAAGUUCGCGGACACCCCCGUUUACAACGACGAGGCCGACCCGCUGGUGGGCUGGUCCCUGCCGCAGCCCUGGAGGGCCGACGUGACCUACGCUGCCAUGGUCGUGAAGGUCAUCGCACAGCACCAGAACCUGCUGGUGGCCAACAGCAGCUCCUCCGUCCGCUACGCGCUCCUAAGCAACGACAACGCCUUCCUGAGUUACCACCCGCACCCCUUCUCUCAGCGCACGCUCACCGCGCGCUUCCAGGUCAACGACACGCGCCCGCCGCACGUGCAGCUGCUGCGCAAGCCGGUGCUCACAGCGAUGGCCCUGCUGGCCCUGCUGGACGGUGAGCAGCUCUGGGCUGAGGUGUCGCGGGACGGGACGGUGCUGGACAGCAACCACACGGUGGGCGUCCUGGCCAGCACCCACCACCCCACUGGCCCCGCCAACGCCUGGCGCGCCACGGUGCUGGUCUACGCGAGCGACGACACCCGCGCGCACGCCAACCGCAGCGUACCCUUGACUCUAAGCCUGCACGGGGUGCCCCCGGGCCCGGGUAAGCAGGGCUCCCAGAGAGGGUGCUCCAGCCCCUGCGGUGGGGGUAGCUCUGGCGGGGCGGGGCCUGGAGGAGGCGAGACCCGGCCCCAGCAUCCCGCUCCGCAGAGGUCGUCUUUGUCCAGCUCUACAUGGACAACUGGCUCUGCAGCCCCUACGGCGAGUGGCGGCGCCUGGGCAGGCCCGUCUACCCCUCUGCUGAGCAGUUCCGGCACAUGCGCGCAGCCGAGCAGCGGCCGCCUGACGCUGCGCCCUGAGCUUCCUCUGCCCUCGCUCUGGCUGGUGCACGUGUGCGCGCGCCCGGAGGAGCCGCCGGGGCAGGUGACCCGGCUCCGUGCUCUCCCCUUGACCCACGGGCAGCUGCUUUUGGUCUGGUCCGAUGAGCGUGUGGGCUCCAAGUGCCUGUGGACCUAUGAGAUCCAGUUCUCCCCGGAGGGUGUGGUGUACCUGCCCAUCAGCAGGAAGCCUUCGACCUUUAACCUCUUCGUGUUCAGCCCAGACACGGCUGUUGUCUCCGGCUCCUACCGGGUUCGUGCUGUGGACUACUGGGCCCGACCGGGCCCCUUCUCGAGCCCCGUGUGGUACCUGGGGGUCCCUGCCCCGUGAGGGCCACUGCUGCCUCGCGACUGGACCUGUGCUGACCGUGAGCCUGGGCGGCCAGAAGCCAUGCUGGGCCAGACUGCCGUCAGCCUCUCAGCCAGUCAUCCCCUCUGUUUGUCCCCUCCUGCCCCUCAUUCACCCCCUUAAAGUGCCUUUCCACACACAGUAAUGGGGACGGCCUUCGUGGUGGGCACUGGGCAGACACGAGGCCUGGCUGGAGUGAGGCCAUCCCCGCCUCGCCCCACCCCUGCCUGUGGGAGCCGGGAUGGGACUCGGGUGAAGCGCAGACAGGUGUGAGUUGCCACUGGGGUGCCUGCCCUGUGUGCCUGGGGUCUCUGGUGUCACCGCUGGGUGCAGCAGGCCCCAUUCCCAGCCCCUGCUCCAGGAGGGCCCAGAGGGUUCCCACUUCCUGAGGCCCAGCCAGGCUGCCCCCUGCACCCUGCCUGCCCAGACUGUCCCCAAUGGCAGGAAAGGCUGGCAGUGUCCACUCCUGCGGUCAUCCGGGCUCCUUAUCUGGGCCCAGGAGGAAACAGCACGCCCAGACGAGGGCGACUUGGGGACUGUGGAUGGACAUGUGGACAGGGGGCAGGGAAGCCACGAGGGGUGGUGUGGAGCCCUGGAGCUCCUCCCCAACCCCCCAUGCCCACCCCAGGGCAGGUGGAGCUGACAGAGAACCGUGUGAAGAGGCCACCUGGUGAGGCCACGUGGCGAGGAGCAGGGGUGCAGCCAGUCUGGGGCGAUGCAAGCAGGAGUGGGGGCCCCGACCCACCCUCCUCUCUCUGCUGCCCUUCGAGCUGCCUGGGCUCAGGGAUGGGGGGGGGCAGGCCUGGCAGGGCACAUGGAAGGCAAGGCCCAGUCACCCCCAGCUCCUGUCCACAUGGAAAGGGUGGGGCACCAGGGCCCACCAGCUGCCUCAUCCUUGGCUGGGGAUGGCAGUGUGAGCAUUCUCCACCUGAACCCCAAAGCCAUCACCUGUCCCCAUUGCCCUUGGCCGCUGGGGGAGGCUUCAGGGCUUGGUGCCUGGGGCCCCACUGUUACCAUACAAGGGGUGUUGGGGUGCCCGGUGGGCCUCCGGUUUCUGGGUGUUGUCUUCCUGCCUCGUCAGGAAGCUCUGCCUGGAUGUGGCUAUGUGACCAAUCACCACGGUGUGCAGGCGGCCCAUACGGCAGACGCUCAUUCUCUCACAUCCUGGAGGCCGCAGCCUGAGGGCAGGGGUUCCUCCUGAGGGCUCUCUCCUUGCCUGGCAGAUGGCCACCUCCUCCCCGUGUCCUCACAUGGUCGUCCCUUUGUGUGUGUCUGUGUCCUAAUCUCCUCUUACAAGGACACCAGCCAUGUGGGAUUCAGGCCCACCCAUAUGACCUCAUUUUAAUCACCUCUUUAAAGGCUCCCUCUCCAAAUACAGUCACUUCUGAGGUACUGGGGGUGAGAACGUCCGUGUAUGAAUUGGAGGAAUCCAGUCCAGUCGGUAACGAGCACCAACCCUAUUUCUUCGUGGUGGUAGGAAUGCAUCACCCUGGCGUUAAAGCAGCCUCUUCUUUUUGGGAUACAGGCUGCUAUAUAUAAAAUAUAAACAAUAGGCCCUACUGUAUAGCACAGGAAACUAUAUUCAAUAUCUUGUAAUAAACGGUAAUACAAAAGAA